Messenger RNA from Nezara viridula (southern green stink bug), 4130 nucleotides. The record is from the annotation of a GenBank genome assembly. NCBI's taxonomy places the organism in Eukaryota, Metazoa, Arthropoda, Insecta, Hemiptera, Pentatomidae.
UAGCACGUACUUUUAUUCUAAUAAUUUUCUACUUACCCCAAAUUUUAUUUAAAUUGUGUUGAUAAAAUGGAAAUGAACUGUCAUAUUAGUAACAUUAACAAUUAAUCAACAUUAAAGUUGGAUUACACCAAUGUAUCCAAUCAUUUUUACUGAUUAAUCAUAGUCAAUUCUUUCAGUUGCUACCAAUCGCUUAUAACCAAAUGUUAAUUUUAUUACACUUUGGGCAGCGCGGCGUAUUUAAGGAGUGAUUAACCUCGACUGCAAAACAUUACCCAAACUUCCUUUCGCGCUGGCGCAGUAGUAGCCCACUUGUUAUCAACCAUAUCACAAUUGUCGUAGUUAUUGUGCCUGCUGUUUUGAUUUUUUCGACAAAGAAGUAUUGUUGAUUGCCACUUCAUUGUGUUAUCUUCAUAGCUGUAUUAAGAACCAUUUGUGAUCUUACACAACGGGACAACGCGUGAGUUAAUCAUGGGGAGGAUAUUCAGUAGCAAAUGCCAAAGCCAAAAGAGGCUUGAUGGACAGGUGGCCAUCGUCACAGGUUGUAAUACAGGGAUAGGAAAAUACACAGCUUUAGAUCUAGCUAAGAGAGGAGCACAUGUUGUGAUGGCCUGUCGUAGUAUUGAAAGAGCAGAAGCUGCUGCAAAAGAUAUUUGCAGCAUUGUUCCAAAAGCCGAGUUGGAAAUCAUGAAGUUGGAUUUAUCUUCGUUGGAGUCAGUGAGGGAAUUUUGCAAGGAAUUCUCAUCUUCGCACAAAACUCUCCACCUACUCAUCAAUAAUGCUGGAGUGCUUAUGAACUCCCAUUCUGUAACAGUUGAUGGUUUUGAAACUCAUUUUGGUACGAAUCAUCUUGGACAUUUCCUUCUGACCAUGCUGUUACUGCCGAUUUUGAUUCAGUCUGGUCCAUCCAGGAUAAUUAAUGUUUCUUCUCUUGGGCACACAUAUUGUGACUCACUUUUUUUUGAUGAUAUAAACAUGGAGAAAAAUUACGAUCCAUGGACUGCUUACGGAAGAAGUAAAUUAGCUAAUAUUCUAUUUACUCUGGAACUAGCAAAGCGAUUGGAAGGUACAGAAGUAAAGACCGUGAGCUUGCAUCCAGGUGUAGUCUAUACUGAAAUUUCACGGGAUCUAGUCACCUCUAAAGCUUUCUCUUUCAUUUGGUUUGUCGGGCUGUUACAAAAAUUUGGAUCAUGGUUUUUGAAGACACCAGAGCAGGGCGCCCAGACCACAUUGUUCUGUGCUUUAGACGACAGUAUUCAAUCCGGAUUGUAUUAUGAGUGAGUCACUUACUAAUAAUGAAUAAUGAAAUUGAAGUAUAUUUUUGUUGACUAUUAUAACUAUUCAAUUAACUAUUAUUAUUUAUGAUUAAUUUGUUUUCUAUUAAUAUGUGGUUUCUAGCUUAGUAAAAAUCUUAUACCUUAAUAUGAGAAAAAAUCCUGUUAUUGAUAAACUGUGUCCGACUAAAGUAGACGGUAAGAAAGAAAGAAAAGUAAAUUUUAUUUAUUUAUUUUUUUCCUGGAAAAUUGUCAAUUUAAUUUAGUUGUUUGGCAAUAAUAUCUUCAUUACAAUAAAGAAACCUACACAACAAUUCAUCACCCAAUUUUUUGAAAAAAACAAAUCCAACAAACGAAAAAAAUCAGGAUAACAUAGCACAAACAAACAAAAUGGACUUCAACUACUACUACUAAAUGACAUACAUACCUGAACUCACUAACAAAAUUAGAAAUGUGUUCAAAGAUUAUGACUUGACAGAAAUUAAACUCGGACAAUACAAUAACAAGAAACUAAGCAGGCACAUCACCAAGACAAAAGAUAAAAUAGAACCAAUAAACAUGAAAAAUGCAAUAUAUAAAUUAAACUGUCAAAACUGCCCCAAAAUCUACAUUGGUGAAACAUACAAACAAUUAGGAACUAGAAUCUCACAACACAUCACCAACUGUAAAAAUCCAAAAAACAUAAACACAACAGCCUUAGCACAUCACAGUAUAAAACUACAGCAUAAAUUUAACUUUAACAAACCACAGAUAAUAGGCACAGAACCAAAAAACACCAAUAGAAAAUUACUUGAAGCAAUACACAUUACAAAAAACAACAGAACAACAGUCAACUACAAAACAGACACUAAACAUUUAGGAACCCAUUAUACAGACAUAUUGAACAAGAUUAAAAUUUAAUAGAAGUGAAAUCACAGACACAUAAAAUAAACACUAACAACAACAAUCAAAAUAGUCAGAUAAAACAGUUUGAUCCAAAGGUCAAUUUUUCACUAUGGCAGAAACCCAAUUAUUGGUCAAAAGGAGAAUGUUGCUCUAGAUGAUAAAUUUUAGAACAUAAAUUAGAAAAUUGACGAUGGAGCACAUUAUUAUUAUUAUUAAAAUUAAGGUUCCUGAAUGCUCCUUACUUUGUCACUAAUAAAAUAAUCCAUAAAGACCUCAAUGUUCCAUAUGUUUCCGAUUUGGCCAAAUCCAGAUACCUAUCCUUCCAUAAUAAACUUCAUAACCAUCCGAAUCCUCUUGUUUCUAACCUUCCUUCCUCUUCGAUUCCUGAUAACCCUCCGAGGCGUCUGAAAAGAAGAUGGCCUCGUGAUCUUCUCUUGUAGACAAAUUAUUAGAGUGCUACCAGUGGGUAGUUUCUCAACAAGCGUGUUUCAUGUAAUAAUAUUUCUCUGUACAAAUUUACUUGAUGUAUUCAUACUAAUACAGUUGUAAAUAUCAUAAUAAAAGUUAAAAAAAAAAGGUAAUUACAAAUUUAUUGUAACAAACAUAAUUCAAAUAUGUAUUGUAACAAGCACAAUAUUGUAACUUAAAAAAUUUUUAGCCUUGCAUCCACUAAGUAUUGGAAUUGCAGUUCUGAAGAUGGGAAUAAAGGUCCUGAAACAUCAACUAACCUGUUAACAUGUAACGUUGAUAGUAAAAAAUAUACUCAAUUGUUAACAACUGGAAGUUAUUAUUGCCAAACAAAUAAAGUAAAUUUUAUUCUGGGACAUUUAGUCCCCUAAGAAUAAUUAUAAUGAACAGAAAAGCGACAUUUGUCUGGUAUUAGAAGACAAUCAAGAAAUAAUUAAAUAAUAUAAUUUUCUAAUCCUAUAUGGUAAUAUAUACUAUUGAAUGUUACUCCUCAUAACUUACUAUUUACAGAACUAAUUUCAUAAUUUAUUGGGGCUACAGAGUAUAAGAAAAUAGUAUUCAGUAUAUGAGUGAGGAAAAGACCAGUCUUGGAGCUAAUGAUCAAAUCAAAUAGAAAAUAAUUGCUAGUAAUGAAGAGUUUUUUUCUUUCAAACCCAAUGAUUGGUAUAGGGAAGUUAUCCACAUUCUGCUCUGCAGUUCCACAUUCUUGUCUGCAGUUCCACAUUCUAGGUCAUGGUCUUAAGGUCUGAUUGGCUGUAAUUUGGUUCGUAGUAAGAAUUUUUUAAUAAUUUAAUUCAAUUUUUUUUGUAGUGAAAACAUCACUAAUCAUUCUUCUUUACAAGAUUAUGCCAAAAAUAUUACUGUUACUGAAUAUUAUUUUGUAUGAAUUUUUUUUUUUCAUUUCCUUUCUUUUCAUAUUUGUAGUUAUUAUUGUGUUUUUUAUAAUUGUAACAACAUGUUUCAGUGAUUGUGCAGUUGCUAAUCCUAGCGAAACAGCAAAGAACUCUGAACUUGCCAGAGAACUUUGGGAAAAAAGCAAAGAGCUGGUUCAAUUGGGAGAUUUCGAUCCUUUUUCUGAAUUAUCCUUGAAAUAAAGCUUAUUUGCUUUAAAAUACAGAUUGACUGCUUAUUUAUUCAGUAUAAAAUUUAUUGUUUAUAAAAUACAUAAUUUAUCUUUUAUUUAAAUUUAAAAUAGUUAUUUAUUUAUUCACCCAACUCCUAUAGUUAACAGUGAAUUUAAAUAAAUUUUGAACUUCUUUUUUCAGGUUUGCCCAGUGUGGCUGGAAUAUUUAUAUUUUAUUAGUAUUAUACUUUUUUCUAUUGUAUUUUUAUUAACAUGUGUAUUUGAAGAUUGUGCACAUAUUGCACUGUUUAUGACACCCACUUGGGUCAAUCAUAUGUGUUUAAUUUAGCUCAUUGAAAAAACAAAACAUAAAAGCUAUCAUAGUGAAAACACCCUAUCUAUUUGUGAUUUUUGUUUAAUCUUAGAAGUGGCAAUUGCUGAUA